GCUCACUCCAGCGCCACCCAAUAAGGACCAGCCAGGCGGACCUGUGCGGAACCAUCAGAGUUGGGGUUUGACGUAGUUCUCUCGGGUAUGAAAUCUCCCUCACCGGACUUUUUCCGGCCUCGCUGCUUUCUUGAGCAUGUCCAUGAGAAGGGAGAUCAGAGGAGCUGCAGCUGAGGAUCUUCCGCCCUCGCCCCACACCCCACAGCCAGCGGGGCGCCACGCAAGAACUAAACGACCUCCGUCCUUUCCCUUGCGAUAGCCUGGUGCCCCUGCCUUUCCACGGGUCCCUCUUAGUCCUCGACCCUGUGGUUCUCUUUGGAGGUUGAUCUCUCCGCCUGGAUGAGAUGGCGUCGCCUUUCUUUUCUGACUUUGGCCUCAUGUGGUACCUGGAGGAGCUCAAGAAGAAGGAGUUCAUGAAGUUCAAGGAGCUGCUCAAGCAGGAGACUCCACUGCUUGGACUCAAGCAGAUCUCCUGGGCUGAAGUGAAGAAAGCAUCAAGGGAAGAACUUGCCAACCUACUGCUCAGGCAUUACGAGGAGCAGCAAGCCUGGGAUGUGACCUUCAGGGUCUUUCAGAAGCUGGGCAGGAGGGACCUCUGUGAGAAGGCCAUGAGAGAGAGCACUGGAAAUGCGAAGAUAUAUCAGACUCACAUGAGGGAGAAAUUCACCGACUUCUUGUCCAGGGAGUCCAUUCCCACGAUGCAUGAACAGUUGGAUAUGAAUAUCACGCAGGAAGAAUGCAAAUUUCUGGAACUCCUCUUCGAGCCCGAGAAGCAGACCCGCAUUCUAUGCUUGCUGGGAGCCCAAGGAGUUGGGAAAACAACUUUCCUGGCGAAGAUGAUCCUGGCCUGGUCCAAGGGCUUCGUCUACCAGGACAGAUUUUCCUACAUCUUCUACUUCUGCUGCAAGGAACUGAAGCAGCUGCCAGCGACGAGCUUGGCGGGACUGAUCACCAGAGCCUGGCCCGGCACCUCUGCCCCUGUGAGUGAGAUCAUGGCCCACCCCGAGAAGCUCCUGUUCAUGGCCGACAGUUUUGAAGAACUGGGCUCUGACCUGGCGGAGCCGGAGGACGAGCUCUGCAGCGACUGGGCGGAGGUGCAGCCACCAAAGCUGCUGCUGAGCAGUUUGCUGAGGAAGAAGAUGGCCCCGGAGUGCUGCCUGCUUGUCACCGUCAACCCCAGGGCCGGGCAGGACCUGGAGGACAGGCUGGAGGACCCUGACAUUAGGGAGCUCACGGGCUUGAAAGAGUUCGACGUAAAGUUCUACAUCUGCCAUAUGUUCCCGGACAGGCGCAGAGCCUUGGAGGCUUUCAACGUCAUCCUGAACAACGAGCAGCUCCUCUCGAUGUGCCGGCUCCCUGUGCUCUGCUGGCUGGUGUGCACGACCCUGAAGCAGGAGAUGGACAAAGGCAUAGACGUGGCGCUCACCUGCCAGCGUCCCACCGCCCUGUAUAGCUCCUUCCUCUUGGACCUCUUCACGCCUGAGGGUGCCGACGGCCCCAGCUGGCAGGGCCAGGCCCAGCUGCAGAGCCUGUGCUCCCUGGCCGUCCAGGGCAUGUGGACCAACACCAUGGUUUUCCGGGAGAAGGACCUCAGGAGGAACGGGAUAGGCAGCUCCGACCUCUCUGCCUUGCUGGAGCUCAGGGUCCUCCUGCCGUGCUGGGAGACUGAGGGCUUGUACAAGUUCCUGCACUCCUCGGUGCAGGAGUUCUGCGCUGCCCUGUUCUACUUGCUCAAGAGCCCCGGCCACCACUCGCACCCAGCCGUGAGGGGCACGCAGGACCUCCUGCUGACCUUCCUCGAGAAAUCCAGGGCCCACUGGGUGUUUGUUGGGUGCUUCCUGUUUGGCCUGUUGCAUGAAAGGGAGUGUCAGAAGCUGGAUGCCUUUUUUGGCUUCCAGCUGUCCAGUGAGGUAAAGCGGCAGCUGUAUCAGUGCCUGCAGCAACUGGCAAAGGUGGCUGACAAGCUCCAGGGGCAGGUCAGCUUCCUGGCCUUAUUCUAUGCUCUGUUCGAGAUGCAGGAGGAGGCCUUCCUGAACCAGGUGAUGGACUUGAUGCAAGAUCUUGCCUUCUCCGUCUUCAUUGAGACAGACCUGAGGGUUGCCGGCUACUGCUUAAAACACUGCUCUAACUUGAGGAAACUCAGCCUUUCCGCCCAGGGUGUCUUUAAGGAAGAAGGCAGGGAACAGAGCUCUGUCUCGAGCUCUGAGCUCCUCUGCUGGCACCAGGUGUGGUCAGUGCUCAGGACCUGCAGCCAACUCCAGAUGCUGCAGGUGAAGGAUGGCACCCUCAACGAGUCCGCCAUGCUGAGUCUGUGUCAACAGCUGAGGCAGCCCAACUGUCUCCUCGAGAAUCUUUUUGUCAACAAUGUUACCUUCCACUGUGAGAGUUGGACUCUCUUUGAGGCAUUCCCUCAUAACCCAAAUUUGAAAUACGUGAACCUUAGCAACACCCAGCUGGGCCGCGACGAUGUGAAGGUCCUCCACGGCGCGCUGAGCCACCCAACGAGCAGUGUGGAGAAGCUGCUGCUGGUAAAUUGUAACCUGUCAGCUGACGAUUGCAAGGCCUUGGCCGCCACCCUGAUGGAGAGUAAGAAGCUGGACUCCCUGAACCUCUCCUGCAACAACCUGAAGAAGGGGGUGCGUGCUCUGUGCAAGGCACUGUGCCACCCCAACUGCACCCUGAAGUUCCUGGCGUUAAGCUUCUGCACCCUCAGGGAGUGGUGCUGGGACUACCUCGCUGAAGUUCUCCUGAUCAGCAAGAGCCUGAGCCACCUGGACCUCAGCAUAAACAGCUUGAGGGACGAGGGGCUGAAGGUCCUCUGUGACACUCUGAGAUACCCGGUCUGCGCGCUGCAGAUACUAUGCCUGAUGAAGUGCUCCAUCACGGCGGAGGGCUGCAGAGACCUGGCCUCGGUCCUCACCAGCAGCCGGAACCUGAGAAGCCUGCAGAUUGGGGGGAACAACAUAGAGGACGCGGGGGUGAAGCUGCUCUGCCAGGCUCUGGCACAGCCCAGCUGCCUCUUGGAGACCCUGGGGGUGGAGGACUGCGGCCUAACCAGCGCCUGCUGCGAGGACCUGGUCACCGUGCUCACCACCAGCAAGACCCUGUUUAUGCUGAACCUGCUUCAGAAUCCCCUGGACCACGGUGGGGUGGCACUGCUGUGCCAGGGCCUGAGGCACCCUGAGUGUGCCCUGCGGGUGCUGGGACUGAAUAGUGCUGAAUUUGGUGAGGAAACCCAGGCACUUCUGACUGCUGAGGAAGAGAGAAAUCCCGACCUGGUCAUCCUGGACACAUGGUGAUGCAGAAACGGAAGACAGCGGUUCGGGGAGGGCUGCAGCACCCAGAUGCCAAGAGGAGGCUGUGGGACACCUGCGGGGCAGGGCCGCCUGGCACCAUGUGUGUGGGGACGCGACAGUGGCUCUGCCCGCCCGGGGGGUGGGCCUCGCUGCGCACACAAGGUUUUAAUUUGCUCUGUGGUCUUUGGCCAGAGCUGCAAGAGCUCCGUGACGGAACUUGUAUCUUGUCUACAAUCGUCUUUUAAA
Molecule: messenger RNA, 3542 nt
Organism: Heterocephalus glaber (naked mole-rat)
Lineage: Eukaryota; Metazoa; Chordata; Mammalia; Rodentia; Bathyergidae
Product: NACHT, LRR and PYD domains-containing protein 4
Biological process (GO): regulation of inflammatory response
Cellular component (GO): cytoplasm
Molecular function (GO): protein binding
Source: RefSeq, a predicted model, not a curated record